AUGGCGGAGUGUGAUAUACCACCAAACUGUGCCAUGGGGGAGCGUGCUAUACCAUCAAACACUGUACCAUGGGAGAGUGUGAUAAUCCAGACUGCAAGGAAUACCGCCUCAUAUCCCACUUCUCGUCUUUAUGACCAUUUGAAGCACCUAUCAAGGCAGUUCAAUGUUGACUUUGAAGGUUAUUGA
Molecule: messenger RNA, 186 nt
Organism: Pelobates cultripes (western spadefoot toad)
Lineage: Eukaryota; Metazoa; Chordata; Amphibia; Anura; Pelobatidae
Source: the annotation of a GenBank genome assembly